Notechis scutatus (mainland tiger snake) is the source of this 477-nucleotide messenger RNA. The record is from RefSeq and is a predicted model, not a curated record. Lineage: Eukaryota; Metazoa; Chordata; Lepidosauria; Squamata; Elapidae.
AUCUCCACUCCGAGUUUUCUCCACUCCGAGGCGCUUCGUGGGGAACGGGAGGCUAUGGAUCAUCGCGGGGUCACGAAGAUCAGCACCGGGACCACCAUCAUGGCCGUGGAGUUUGAUGGCGGAGUCGUCGUGGGCUCUGACUCCCGAGUUUCUGCAGGGCAGUCGGUGGUCAAUUGCUUCUUCAACAAGCUAGAGCCCCUGCACGACCGGAUUUACUGUGCCCUCUCCGGCUCUGCGGCUGAUGCUCAGGCCAUGGUCGAUCUGAUCAAUUACCAGCUGGAGCUCCACAGCCUGGAGACGGAGAUGCCACCGCGGGUCCUGGCUGCAGCCACGCUGGUCAAAGGCCUCAGCUACAAGCACCCGGAGCUCUCGGCCCACCUGCUGGUGGCUGGAUGGGACCCUCAGAAUGGCGGGCAGCUCCUCAAAUACGAAACACAGCUAUCAGGUCGCCCCUGGCCCUUCAUUUCAUUAGACUAG